AUGCCCCCAAGGACGUGGGGGGCCCAACUGAAUCUUUUCCGGGCCAUCCUGGAGAAGAUCGGUGCCACUGGCAGGGUUUUGAUCUUGCACAUCCGCGGGGAGAAGGGGGCUCCAACCUCCGAUGGACCUUCCAAGGUUUGUAGGCAAGAGGUCCAACGGAGGGUGAAUAGGCAUCAACGUAUCCAUAUACAUUGCUGCACGUUGGGCCCUCAUGAAGUUGAGGCGUGGGGAAAAACUUUUCCCAACGCUUACUUUAGCUUCAAUGCUCUAGUAAGGUCCUACAACCAGGAACAGCGGGCUGCCCUUAGCCUGCUGCCGCGGAGUCGGCUGCUGCUAGAGACCGACUCUCCACAUCUACCCGUUGGGGGAGGCGUUAUUUACGCCACUCCCGCCUACAUCGGGGAGGUGGGGGAGUUGGUAGCUGAAAUGAGGGGUGACAAUCUGCAGGCCCUCUUGGAGCAGACUCGGGUCAACGCCCAAGCGCUCUACGGCCCGUAG
Messenger RNA from Strongylocentrotus purpuratus (purple sea urchin), 498 nucleotides. RefSeq lists its product as uncharacterized. The record is from RefSeq and is a predicted model, not a curated record. The transcript has a single exon. Gene Ontology annotation, molecular function: hydrolase activity, acting on ester bonds. Lineage: Eukaryota; Metazoa; Echinodermata; Echinoidea; Camarodonta; Strongylocentrotidae. The coding region runs from base 1 to 498 and encodes 165 amino acids.